Molecule: messenger RNA, 1948 nt
Organism: Engraulis encrasicolus (European anchovy)
Lineage: Eukaryota; Metazoa; Chordata; Actinopteri; Clupeiformes; Engraulidae
Gene: asip2b
Product: agouti signaling protein, nonagouti homolog (mouse) 2b
Exons: 3
Coding region: 173-673 (166 amino acids)
Biological process (GO): positive regulation of feeding behavior; neuropeptide signaling pathway; adult feeding behavior
Cellular component (GO): extracellular region
Molecular function (GO): type 1 melanocortin receptor binding; neuropeptide hormone activity
Source: RefSeq, a predicted model, not a curated record
AUCUGUGAAGAUUAAAAGCUACCCUUGACUGCUACCACUGUCACUGCGCCGGGUAGGGUAUAUCCUUAGGAGCUAUAUUAGGCAGGCGGUUUGGCUAUCGGCAGAACCAGUAGAAUAUUCAGCAUCCUACAAGCGUCCUUCGGAAAACCUAAAAUCACAAGCAACGUCAAAUAUGGGACUAUUGCACACCCUCACAAUUUGCAUCUGUCUCCUGGCAACGAUUGGGUCGGUCGCGAAAGGAAAGGAUGUCAAACGCAGACAUCACGAAAAUAAUGCCUUGCGCGAUGGUGGCUCGGUACAGUCAGGUAUUUGGACACCAGAGAAACCGAGACGACUCUUUGCCAGAGCCAGAUUUGACUUUCAGCAAAGGCAGCAAGUGACGAGACCCAGAUCGAGGACUGUGGCUGCCGUCACUGCCCAAGUUGCUGCAGCAAAAGCUGGUGGUGUCGCUCCGCCGGUGGUUCCAGCGGCUCCGGCGGCCCGUGUUGCUGGGCCGGCCACUGUUCCUGGUGCUAAGCCUGCCCCAGUGGUGGCGCGACGCUGCCCAGGACUGAUGGAGCCCUGCUCCCCCCACAUGCCCUGCUGCGACCCCUGUGCCUCCUGCCACUGCCGCCUCUUCAACACCAUCUGCCACUGCUGGAGGAUGAGCCACUUCUGCCCCAAGAAGACCUGAGUGCAGGGAGGAGCUUGCCUCCAUCAGUGCUUAUGCAUCUUGUGCAGUUGCAAAUACCAUACAAAGAUAUAUAAUUGGAUAUUUAUAUACACUGUAUAAAUAUGUGCGCACACACUUACAGACAGAAAAAACUGUGUGUGUGUGUGUGUGUGCGUGUGAGAGAGAGAGAGAGAGAGAGAGAGAGAGAGAGAGAGAGAGAGAGAGAGAGAGAGAGAGAGAGAGAGAGAGAGAGAGAGAGAAAAGAGAUUGAAAGAGAGAGACAUUGAGAAUGAGAUUGAACAAGUUGAUAAACUCCUAUUUUGUCUUGUAAAAUAGAUUCUAUAUACUGUAUAUAAGCUUAUCUGGUGCUCAUAUUGGUGCCCUGAUGUAUUUGACAUGCAAUGCAUAGAUAAAGAAUGACAUUAGGAGCUGUCGUCACAUGUGCUGUUUGCAGGUUUACGUUCAUUGUUAUUUUUUUUAAUCUUCUGCAUACGCAACUCUCACCAGUUCACUGUCUCGGUCAAUAGAAGCUAAAAGGGAGGUGAUGUGGGAAGAUGGGUUUCAAUGGAUCUUGAUCAUUGCUUUAAGAUAGAGUAUGUAUAUUUUUGGUAGUUUAUUUCCAGAAUGCAUGCUACUCAUUCACACGUUAUCUUUUUCAUGACUACUAUUUCCACCACCAUCAAUUUCUAAGUAUUCAUUACAACUGUGAAAAUGAAACUUUUCAUCCAUCAACAGGUGCUGGAACUUCUCGACAUUUGUCAUUUUGAAUUUCCAGUUGUAGACAUCUUUACCUGAAACACUUACUAAACUUAAAUAUUUACGAAAAGAUCAAAUUUGGGAAUGGGCAGCAUUAUUACAAUGAGCAGCAUAGUUGGCAUAGAUAGCCACCAUCCUCUAACUUUAAGUAAGUGAUCAUUAUUAUCAUCAUUAUCCUUUGUGCAGCUAUUCCGUAGUUUUAGUCAUCGGUGCGCUCAAACGUUGGGUGCGUCUGUGUAACAUUGUGCAUUAAACUUUUUAGUGAGGAGAACAAGCAAGAGAUUGCUGAGUCUCAGUAAACACAAGCUUUGCAGGUAUGACUGUACAACUCUGGAAGCAACUGUGAAAUCUCAGCCUUGAUUUCUCUCAUUAGUCUCUCACUACAGCUGUUCUUUUCCUUCCAUUACUUCUCCUCGUGAUCCUGGACUGACAUAUUGAUUUAAUGUCAUCAUACUGGGCUUCUGGCUGCUCAAAAAAAAAACCACACGGACCACCUCUUAAUGAUCAGAUACCCACGUCUUGCAUUGUUAUUUUUGUACA